GGCCGGCCCUCGGAUUGGGUCACGGGCUGGUCCGUCGGGGCCCGGAGCGAGGAAGCGGGUCCGGGUAGGCCCGGGCUGCGCUCCGUGCCCUGGGGGGAGGGCUCCCGCCCGCCCCGUGCCCGAGCUGCUGAGCUGUCCCUGUCCCGCUGCGGGGCGCGCAGGACCCGCCUCGUCCUGGCUCUUAACAAAAUCUUGGGACGAGCAGGCCCGCUUAAGUCGGAGGAAGAUAAUAGGCAGGAGAGGGGGCCCCUACAGAUACAGGGUUUCCCCUGGUUGUCUUCACUCCCCUGGUCACAGCUGUGUCCUCUUUUGCCUCUGGCUGUGCAAGACAGGCGACUCCUUUUCUUAGUUGUAGAUAACCUAGUAGCCCUCCACUGUGCUGGCUUAUUUCCUUGGGAAACUCAUUGUCCAGCUGAAUCCGCAGUGGCGCUGGCCCAGAUCGAGUGUCCAAGUAUUGUGCCUAGCAGGAACAACAGCUGCCCUUUGAAACCUCUUUCCCUCCGCUGAACGAACUCCCACUUCAUUCACAGAAAGUCUCUUGCCUUCAGACAGUGGAUCCGCGCCAUCAAAAUAUUGUUGAGAGGCAUUGAACAAAACAUUGACAAAAUCCAGAUGGCUAUGUGUCAUCUGUAGGAAAAUAAACUGAAAAUGUUUCUUUUAUGAAGGAGGCAUUUUAAAAUGACAGGCAGAUAGGAAAAAUGUCUGGACUCUUGGCAAGAAAGUCUGUUACACAGACUUGCUCCAUUAAUUUUGUCACGUAGUCCAAGAGAAAGGGGGGAUAUCCAGAAAACAAAGCGUGUCCUGUGUACAAAAUAGAUAUAUGACAGUAGCUGCAGGUGGUAAGUUUCCCAAUACUAAUGAACUUCCCAAAUGGUUCUGUGGUUUCUGUGUGGGCGUUGAGGGAUGACUUCCUUUGCACAAAAUGCAGUCUUCAGAAGUCCAAUAAAAUCGAUGGUCAAAUAAAAAGGACUGACAUCAUCAUACAAGACAGGAGCAGUAUAUCAUCUGAUUUCAGAUCACAAUCAUUAUGUGGAGAAAUACUGCUUUUUGCUGCUUGCUUCUUGCUGUUACUACAGAGAUUGUAGUUUAUGGACAAAGCAGAAAGAAAGGACAAAAGCCAAGCCUAACACAAAAAGAUGUUCCUCAGGAUGCUGUGUGCCUCAUUGAUAUAGUCUUCAUCUUAGACAGCUCUGAAAGUGCAAAAACAGUACUAUUUAAUAGUCAGAAGGAUUUUGUUAAAAAUAUAAGUGAUAACAUUUUCCUCAUUAAGCCAGGUAGAUUCCGGAAAUAUGAUAUCAAACUGGCAAUCAUGCAGUUCAGCAGCACAGUCAAAAUUGACCAGCCCUUUGUAGCCUGGAAAAACCUGCAAAACUUUGAACAGGAAGUCACAAAAAUGAACUAUAUUGGCCAGGGCACCUAUAGCUAUUAUGCAAUAUCUAAUGUCACUCAACUGAUUAAAACUGAAAGUCGGAAGGGAAGUGUAAAAGUGGCUUUCUUGAUGACUGAUGGUAUUGACCAUCCAAAGAGUCCUGAUGUCCGAAGCAUAUCUGCCACAGCCAGAAGUCUUGGAAUAUCGUUCAUUACAAUUGGGCUUUCUAGUAAAUCGGUCAAUACAAAUUAUCUGCGUUUGAUAUCUGGUGAUCCUACUAAUAAACCUGUUCUCAUUAUGGAUGAUCCCCAACUGCUAGUUAAAAUACUAGAGAAAUUGAGUGUCCUAUUUAAUGAGCGGUGUGAGCAGAAGACCUGCAAAUGUGAGAAGGGAGACAAAGGAGAUCCUGGCACCAAAGGUGAGAAAGGAGACUCAGGUGAGAGAGGACAAAAAGGAAACAAGGGUGAUGCUCAAAAGGGACAGCCAGGAGAAAAAGGUCUGGAGGGACUUCCUGGCUAUAAAGGAGAAAAGGGUGAAAGAGGAGAAUGUGGAACACCAGGGCUAAAAGGGGACAAAGGAUUUGAAGGGCCUAUUGGCCCAAAAGGACCUCGGGGACCUCAGGGAAUUGGAGGACCUCCUGGUGAGCCAGGCACAAAAGGUAUUCCAGGAAAUAAGGGAGAGCCAGGUCCUCCAGGUCCUUAUGGUCCUCCCGGAGCCCCUGGAAUUGGACAUCAAGGAUCUAAGGGUGAAAGAGGCCAGGAAGGAAGAAUUGGGCCUCCAGGACCUAUUGGAAUUGGUGAGCCAGGAUUAACUGGGUCAAGGGGUCCUGAAGGUGUACAAGGGGAGAGAGGGCCACCAGGACUAGGUAUUCCAGGCCAGAAGGGUGAAAAAGGCUCUAAAGGCUCAGAAGGUGCAAAUGGACCACCAGGUCCAUCAAUCAAAGGUGAUAAGGGUGAACAGGGACCAGCGGGACCAGAUGGGCCUAGAGGACCCCCUGGGAUAGGCUAUCCAGGAGUCAAGGGUUUACAGGGUCUUAAAGGUAUACCCGGAUCAAAAGGAUCACAUGGAGUAGGCAUUCAGGGUCCAAAGGGAAAAGAAGGUGAACCUGGACAAAAGGGGGAUCCAGGACCUCCUGGAGCUGGACUACCAGGACCCAAAGGAGAUUCAGGAGAACCAGGACAACCAGGAAAUCCAGGAAUACGAGGAUUAGAUGGAAACUCAGGAGAAAAGGGGGAAAAAGGACAACCAGGUAUAAGAGGCCCAGAUGGACCACCUGGAAAAGGAGAUAUUGGGCAAAAGGGUGAUAAAGGAGAAAAAGGAUUCCCAGGACUGGAAGGUGCUAAAGGAUCUCAUGGAUCUCCAGGACCAAAAGGUGAGCCCGGAUAUAAAGGUUCAAUUGGACCGCCUGGACCAUCUACUCGUGGACCACCUGGACCAAAGGGAGAUCCAGGACCUAUCGGGCAAAAGGGAGAGGAUGGAAUCCCUGGAAAUUCAAUAAUGGGACCAAAGGGUGAAAUAGGAUUCCCAGGAUUACCAGGGCCACCUGGACUGAAAGGCAGUGGCUAUCCAGGUGCACCAGGACCUCCAGGACUGACAGGCUCUCCAGGACCAAGAGGCGCCAGCGGCAUGGGAGUUACUGGACAAAAGGGAGAGUCUGGACCAAUGGGACUUCCAGGACUUCCAGGGCCAAGGGGAAUAGGAGUACCUGGUCCAAAGGGUGCUUUGGGACAGAAAGGCCUACAAGGUCCACCUGGCCCUCAAGGGGAUAGUGUGCAAGGAAAUAAGGGAGAACAAGGAAUUCAAGGUUUUCCAGGACCAAAGGGUUCAAUGGGACAGGGCUUCCCUGGUCCAAAGGGAGACUGGGGAAAGAAAGGCGAUUCAGGAAAGAAAGGUGAUAAAGGAGAGUUUGGAGAACCAGGACCUCCUGGACCAAAGGGAUAUUCUGGAAGAAAAGGUGAACCAGGUCUUACAAGAGAAGAAAUUAUCAGACUUAUUAAGGAAAUAUGUGGUUGUGGUAUGAAAUGUAAAGAAACUCCAUUGGAAUUAGUGUUUGUGAUUGACAGCUCAGAAAGCGUUGGACCAGAUAACUUUGGUAUUAUCAAAACAUUUGUGACAACAGUCAUUGAUAGGAUAACCAUCAACGAAGCUGCAGCGCGGGUUGCCAUUAUCAACUUCAGCCACAAAGUAGAGGUGGUAUCUACCCUUCAGCAGUACACAAACAAAGACCACCUAAAAAUUGCUGCUAAUGACAUGCAGUACCUAGGGGAAGGCACAUUUACAGCUACAGCUAUCAACAAAGCCAUUGAAAUAUUUCAUGCAGCACGGCCAGGGGUGAGAAGAGUGGCUAUUGUGAUAACAGAUGGACAAGCAGAUGACCGUGAUAACAUCCGUCUGGAUGAUGUAGUAAGGAAAGCCAACAACAUCAACAUUGAGAUUUUUGUAAUCGGGGUAGUUCAGAGAAAUGAUACCUAUUUUGAGGACUUUCGGAAAGAAAUGGAUCUCAUUGCAACAGAUCCUGAUAGUGAACAUGUUUACCAGAUAAAUGACUUCAUCACGCUCCCAGCUCUGGAAAAUAAACUCCUCCAAAAACUCUGUGAGAAUGACUUUGGUCUAUAUAAACCUGUACCUGAAACGACUACUAUACAUAGCCUUUUUGAAUUUGGCAAUGUUUUGAUAUCAGUACCUCAUGUGCCUGUACCUGAACAAGAAAGUAUUGAUACUCUUGCAGGGACCAGAGAUGGGCAGCCAUUUUCUCCUGCCCUGAAUCUUACUGCUCCCCCACCUUUGAAAAGGAAAAUUCCUGAGACUUAUGAACAUCCAUUUACCCCUUCACUUUAUGUCAGACCUGAUGAGCCAGAAACCAUAACUGCUAGUCCACUUGUAAGUCCAUUAUUCAAUAUAACAACAGAUGAAGAAAGACUUCAACCAACUUUGCAACCUCCAAGAGUGACAACUGAAAAAGAUCCUAGGUGCUUAGAACCUUUGCAACCAGGAGACUGCCGAGACUAUCAGGUGAAGUGGUAUUAUGAUAAGGAUGCCAAUUCUUGUGCCCGAUUCUGGUAUGGAGGUUGUAAUGGCUCAAGAAAUAGGUUUGAGACAGAAGAUCAAUGUCGAGAAACCUGUAUUAAUGCAUAAACAGAACAACUGUCAGUUGGGACUGCUGAAGCUGAAGGUAUCUGGUAUAUGUACAGGAGAGAACACUUAAAAAUCCAAAUGAUGUGCUAGCAUGGUUAUUGUUGACCUGCUUUUUGGUGCUUUUCAAAUUUUACUGUUCCCACUAAUUGUAGGUGCACACCUAUAUAGCAUAUAGUUAUUUAGUUCAUUAUAGUAAUUAAAGCUUAAACCACAUAUAGAUGAGCUAUUUUUCCUUCCAAAUUUAUUGUACGCAUAAAUCCUCAUAUUCCAUUAUUAGAAAAAUAAGGGGAAAAGAAUUAAUACUCAACAUUUAACAACUGAAACCUGUUAUUCUACCGAAAAAAUACAAUAUGCUGCAGUUUUAAGCAGAAAUAAGUGGUGCUUGAAAUGGCAUUCCUGGCCCAGCACUUAAACUAGCAAAUGAAAAAAUUCCAUUUAUCUCUUGGGAGUUUAAAAACCAUGGGCAUAAUAAAUUAAUGUUUCUUUUCUACACUUUUGAAUUUAACACAAGCAUAGUUUUAUCAGUUUGUAUCGUAACCUCUGUCAGUUCCUUUCAUUUCAUAGUUAUGAUAAUAUGUACAGGAUUCUUCAGCUCCUUUGAGCUACUCAGUACAUUUAGAUUUCUCAGGGCCCUUGGGUAUAAGACUAAAAUGGGGGAAAAAAAUCACUGUAGUGUACACUAUACAGCAAUUAAAAGGGAAAAAGCACUGAAAGAUGUACAGACAUUUUUACCUCUCUAGCACAAUUCGUUUAGACCUAACCUUACAUGAAGCCAUUGUAUAAGCUAAAACAGAUGAGUAUCUCAUUAAAAUGAAAAGCAACAAUUGAUAAA
This is a messenger RNA of Alligator mississippiensis (American alligator), 5336 nucleotides long. RefSeq names its product collagen type XXVIII alpha 1 chain (gene COL28A1). Gene Ontology annotation, molecular function: serine-type endopeptidase inhibitor activity. Bases 1028 to 4504 code for a protein of 1158 amino acids. NCBI's taxonomy places the organism in Eukaryota, Metazoa, Chordata, Crocodylia, Alligatoridae. The record is from RefSeq and is a predicted model, not a curated record. The transcript has 36 exons.